Messenger RNA from Drosophila subobscura, 1651 nucleotides. It is a transcript of the gene Adgf-B, whose product is annotated as adenosine deaminase 2. Gene Ontology annotation, molecular function: adenosine deaminase activity. Gene Ontology annotation, biological process: adenosine catabolic process; inosine biosynthetic process. NCBI's taxonomy places the organism in Eukaryota, Metazoa, Arthropoda, Insecta, Diptera, Drosophilidae. Bases 26 to 1615 code for a protein of 529 amino acids. The record is from RefSeq and is a predicted model, not a curated record. The transcript is spliced from 2 exons.
AUUCUAUGCUAAAAUUCUAUGAUACAUGUCCAAGUAUCUGCCACGCCUGGCACCAUGGAGGGGGCGGCCAAUCUUGCUGAUGGCCCAGCGCCAUGCCACCACCGACUGCGACAAGAUCGCCCACACGACGGUGUCCAUGAGUCGCAGCCUGCGCAAGACAACGCCCGCGGCCUAUAAGAUUCUGCGCAAGGCUGUGGCCAGGCUGGAGCAAAUGAUUUGCCUGGGCCAACGCAUCAGACUAAGCGACAAGGAGCAGGCGGCCAACGCUGUCAUCAUGCGCGUGAAGAAGGAGGAAAUAAAGCGAGGACUGCUCGAUCCCUCCAAGUUCUCGCCGGGGCAGCACAUCUUUCAGACCCUCAAACACAUUAGGAAGUCGCCGAUCUUUCGGCUGCUCAAGAAGAUGCCCAAAGGGGGCGUGUUGCAUGCCCACGACACGGCACUGUGCAGCACGGAGUACCUCAUUGAGUUGACGUACCGCGAGCACCUGUGGAUCUGCACCGCGGACGAGGGCUGCAGGGCGAUUGCCUUUCGCUUUUCGCUGGAGCAACCCACCCUUGAGACCCUGGAGCCCUGCAACUGGGAGCCCAUGGAGGAGUUUCGACAGCGUCGCGGCGAGGAGAAUGUCCGAAGGUAUUUGCAGCGGCGCUUCAGCAUGUAUCCCUUCUCGAACUUCAAGUCGAACAACGAGGCGUGGACACACUUCAUGGGCAUCUUCAUGCUGCUCGACGGACUCCUCUGCUAUGCGCCCGUGUGGGGCGAUUACUACUACAACGCCCUGAAGGAGUUCUACGAGGAUGGGGUGCAAUAUCUCGAGCUGAGAUCCGUGCUGCCGCCGCUCUACUGCAUUGGUGGCGAGAUGUUGACCAUCAGGGACACGGUGGCCAUCUACCAGGCCGAAAUGGAACGCUUUAAGGCCUCGCAUCCGGACUUUAUCGGCUCUAAACUCAUCUACGCACCGCUGCGUGGUGUGGAGCCCAAAGUGGUGGAGGAAUAUGUCAAAACGGCAGUGGAAUUGAAUAAAGAAUUCCCCAACUUUAUGAUUGGCUUUGAUCUGGUGGGCCAGGAGGAGCUGGGCCGCCCGCUCAAUGACUUCGUGGAGCCGCUGCUGACGAUGCCGGAGCACAUUCACUUUUACUUCCACGCGGGCGAGACCAACUGGUUUGGCUCACCCAUCGAUGAGAAUCUGAUCGAUGCCAUAUUGCUGGGCACGAAGCGGAUUGGCCAUGGCUAUGCCCUGACGAAACAUCCGCUGUCCAUGGAGCUGUGCCGCCUGCUCGACAUUGCCGUUGAAGUGUGUCCAGUGUCCAAUCAGGUGCUGCAGCUGGGCGUUGACUAUCGCAAUCAUCCAGCAGCUCUAAUGAUAGCCGCCAAUGUGCCGAUUGUCGUCAGCUCAGACGAUCCAUCCUUCUGGCGUGUGGCGCCCCUGUCGCAUGACUUUUACUUUGCCUUCCUAGGCAUAGCCCCAAUGCAGGCUGAUCUGCGUUUCCUCAAGUGCCUGGCCCUCAACUCGAUCAAGUACAGCGCCCUCAAGGGCAAGGAGCAGCGGGAGGCGUACAGCAAGUGGCAGAAGCUGUGGAGCAAAUGGAUCGAUGAUGUCAUCAAAAAUUCAAAGUAGUUUUGUCUUUUUUUUUCAUUAAAUUUUUCGCAUUUA